This is a messenger RNA of Aricia agestis (brown argus), 2046 nucleotides long. RefSeq names its product bromodomain-containing protein 7-like. The record is from RefSeq and is a predicted model, not a curated record. Gene Ontology annotation, biological process: regulation of transcription by RNA polymerase II. Bases 129 to 1817 code for a protein of 562 amino acids. Gene Ontology annotation, cellular component: nucleus. Lineage: Eukaryota; Metazoa; Arthropoda; Insecta; Lepidoptera; Lycaenidae. The transcript is spliced from 12 exons.
CGCUUUGCUUCAGUGUUCUAAAUUUUAAGUUAAUUAAUUUAUUAUUGUUUUGUUUUGUAAACUCAGAACAUUAUCGAGUAUAUUUGUUAUAAAUACAGAACUGUAAAUAAUAUCAAAGCAAUACAGCUAUGGACGACAUAGAAAAACUAAGUUGUAAGGAGGAGCUUUUAGAUUUAAGUGAUGUGGAUCAUUCUGCGAAUGAUGACCACAAGGAUAGUGAGAGGAGUGUGAAGAAGAGAAAGAGAAGAAGGCGUGAAAUUGAUAUGAUUAAACUGUCUGAUGAUGAUGAAACUGAUGAAGAGCAUACUACGGGGAAGAAAAUGGUGCGCCGAUUUAGUCCAGGUCCUAACUCACCAGCGUCACACAGAGAACCAAGAACAUGUGUGUUGAAAGCCAGUCAAAAGAGACGUCCACUGUCAAGACUGCUAGAGCAGCUUCUCCGUAAUCUGGAAAAGCGUGAUCCGCAUCAAUUCUUUGCAUGGCCAGUUAACGACAACUUUGCACCUAACUAUUCAAAUGUCAUAAAAAGACCCAUGGACUUUUCCACAAUGAAGCAAAAGAUUGAUGAUAAUGAGUACAGAUCUUUGAAUUGUUUUAUUAAUGACUUCAAGUUAAUGUGUAAUAAUGCUAUGAAGUACAACAAGGCUGGUACAGUGUACCACAAGGCUGCUCGGAGACUGCUGCAUGCAGGGCUCAAGCAACUUACACCCCACAAGCUUCGACCACUCGGAGACCACCUCACAUACAUGUAUGAAAUACCCAUCAGAGAGCUCGGAUUUGAUAUUGGAAAGAUGGAUUUGCACAAGCUAAAACGUAACGGUGAGCACAAGAGCGGGGGGUCGGAGGCGGAGGGCACCGAGUCCCACGAGCAGACGGACCCCGGAGACAGCGUCAAGCUGCAGAUGGAGGAGGAAAGGGAGCAGCAUCGACGGAGGCUAGCUAAGAAAGCAUUCCCCCGCAUGGACGCCACUGGCAAGACCACUCUCGGCAUAGUCACCAACACUGUGGACCCCACGAGUGAGGAUCGGCCCAUGACGCUGGGCCAGUACAUCGGCAAACUCACGCACGGCACGGGGACAUUGCACACGACGCGCGAGGACCGUCGCAACCUGGCGAAGUGCGUGAAGCCGCUACAGUACGGGCCGUUCAGCUCGUACGCGCCCGCAUACGACGCCACCUUCGCCACGCUCACGCGCGACGAGUCGCACCUCGUGCUGCACACGCUGCCGUCGGAGCUGGGUCAAGGUAACGAGGAGCUGCUGCGGUUCGCGGCGGACUCGCCGUGGGCCUGCAUCUACGACAUGGAGGCCAUGUUCCCCGACAAGAAGCAGCAGGCUGAGACCGCGCCCGCUGAUGACACGCAGCCGGACCUAACGAGCGUGAAGGUGGACAUCGGCGAGCUGCGCACGCUGUCCGACGUCGGCGUCGACGUGGACUUCCUCGCCGACAUAGAGGACGACAUCCUGGCCGCCACGCGCGACUACGGCCUGCGCGCCGCGCUCACCCACACCGCGGACGUCCUGGCCAAGCUGGAGCGCGAGCAGCGGGAGCGGUUGUCAGCGCCACCCCCACCGCACCUAUCGCUGUGCGCUCGCGCCGGCGCGGCGGAGCGCGAGGCGGCGCGCCAGUCGGCGCAGUGUCUGCGCGCGAUGGUGGCGCGCGUGCCGCCCGCUGCGGUCGUGCCGCUCGCGCCGGUGCGACGCGCGCUAGGCGUCACGCUUGAUCACCUCGACACGCCGAUGUCGGUGGACGAGUUGGACUUCUGCGCCGAGCGCGACACCUCCGACCCCGACUCCCGCUCCAGCCACGACAAGUGAACAUGGCAACGCACCUGGAACUACUCGAGUGAUGCAGAUCUCUGGGCUAUUGCAUCAUGCGGUCGGCCCGCCUGAAAAAAAAUGUGUGAUUUUUAUCACAAUAAUUAAAGCGUUAUUGUAAUAAAGCGAUGCCGACAGAUAACAUCCGAAAUAUAUUUUCUGACUGCUAUGUAUUUAGAAUAAGUAAACUAGGUUAAGAAAAUAAAGUAUCUGUAAAUAGAGACUGAAA